GAGGCCGGUCCGUCCUUUCCACCUGGGCCUCCGAGACGGUGGAGUGUCGGGCAUGGCCGGGGUCCGCAGGCUGGAGCUGGCGGAAGCCCUGCAGCUGGGGCCGGGCUGGCGGCACGCGUGCCACGCGCUGCUCUACGCGCCGGACCCCGGGCUGCUCUUCGGCCGCAUCCCGCUGCGCUACGCCGUGCUGAUGCAGAUGCGCUUUGACGGGCGUUUGGGCUUCCCCGGCGGCUUCGUGAACUUGCAGGACGGCAGCCUGGAGGACGGGCUGAACCGCGAGCUGGACGAGGAGCUGGGCGAGGCCGCGGCCGCCUUCCGCGUGGAGCGCGCUGACUACCGCAGCUCGCACGCCGGGUCCCGGCCGCGCAUCGUGGCGCAUUUCUACGCCAAGCGCCUGACCCUGGAGCAGCUGACCGCUGUGGAGAUGGCCGCGCCGCGGGCCCGGGACCAUGGGCUGGAGGUGCUGGGCCUGGUGCGGGUGCCCCUGUAUACCCUGCGGGAUGGCGUGGGAGGCCUGCCUGCCUUCCUGGAGAAUACCUUCAUUGGAAACGCACGGGAGCAGCUGCUGGAAGCCCUUCAGAAUCUGGGACUGCUGGAACCUGGCUCUGUCGCAGGCCUUAAGAUCUCAGCUCCUCCCUAGCGGCAGCUCCCGGUGGACCCGUGGAUACCGAGAUCAGGGCCUUUCUCCUGGGGAGGGAGGGAGGGAGGAGAAAGGGAAUGUUUUCUUUCCUGGGCCUGAUAGAUCCUAACAGAUUAAAUGAGAAGUAUGUGCAAUAUGUUCUGAACACAGGGCCCCGCGGCGACUUCAGGCACCGGGGGCAAAACUCCACAGCGCAUCCCAGGCAGGGCCCUAGCGGGUUCUCAGAGCCUACCUCCUCCAUGAACAUUGGCGCACACACAGCUGGUGGCCUCCAGCCAUGCAGCGAUCUGGGCCCACACACAAGCUGAUGCCCCACCUUCCAUGUUCAGUUCAGCUGGGAAGUCGCAUGUGUGGGGCGUAGCUUGUCCCUGCACCCACCAUACCUGUCUUCACGGGGGAGAGCUUCUGAAUCAGGGAGGGUCUCUGCCCACAUGGCUGGUCCCAGGGUGUAGCCCAGCUUGUGCUUGUUGGGGAGGACAGAGGAGCAAGGGGCCUCUCUCCCCCCUGAAAGUGGUCCAUCCUUGCCUGGGGGUUGGCCAAAGCAGUAUAGCCCAGAAAGUUCCUGACCAACCCCCGUCCUCUCCCGAAACUGAGCAGAGGGGCGAGAAGAUGGCUUGGUCUCCUUGGGCUGACCUUGGAUUUGAUAAUUCUGAGUCCUGGUGCGUCUCCUCCAGGGCUUCCUAAGCCUCUGGGGACAUCAGAAAGGAGGCAAUGGUGCCCUGUCUAGUCCAGCCCUGACAAAAGAGCCAGUAAAGAAGGACUUGUAGCUGGGCCUUAGAGCCUUUCUGUUCCUUCAACAAAUAACCUGGAGGGGGCGAGGGUGGCUGAAGGGGCACAGCCUUCACUAAGGGGCCCUCCCGGGGGAGGGCCAGUCCUGCGGCGGAGCAGGCUCGGGAAGAGGACAGGGCCGUGCAGAGGAGGAGGGGGCUCCGUUAGCAGUGGGGUGAAGGGGCUGGAAUCUCCUCUUGGUGACAUGAAGCAAGACCGUCUGCUGGAUGUGGGUGGCGGUGUCCUCAGAAGGUACGAGGCAGGCAUUGGUCUUGACGUGGCAGGCAAGUCAAUGAAAGAAAUGCAGAAGGACGCGACUGAGCUUGGAGACGGCCCGCGUACAGUGGGACUGUAGGUCCUCAGGCUGGGGGUGCACACACACGUCUCCCCCACACCCGUGUUCAGCAGGGCUGAGGAUACGAUGCAGAGAGAAGUGCGAGGAAGGAGAGAGGCAAGGCAGUGGGUUACAGGAGACAUGAUGGACUGUGGGUGUAGGGUUUGGUCUGAGUGAGAUGGGAAAGGAAGACAGGAGGGUCGGCAAACGCGGUCUCAGGGAGUCUGGACCCCAAAACGGGGUGCAGGGGGGUGUGUUUGAGCCAAAGAGGGUGUCUUUGAAACUGAGAGGUGGAGCCAUCGGAGGAGAAUCCAGAUCCAUGUGAUGAAGCAAGAAACCAACAGCUGUUGGAGGUGGUAGGCACCAGGAGCCGGUGAGGCAGCCGGGAGAGGGGCGCAGGCGCAGAGGGCAGGAGCCUCGGAGUAGAGGGACUUCAACAUAGGGAUAGGUAGGUGGGCCCCUGGGGCAGCCCUUGUAUUUUUCAGCUUUCUUAAAUUGUAAUUUGUUGUGAUUUUACAUCGUGUAUCAAUAUGCCCUCUGGUUUUUCUCUAAUUCUAUUUUCUUUUUUCCCUAAAGAACAUUCCCCAAGUUGUAAAAGAUUCAGGCCCCACGAAGCCUAGUCCUGUCACAUGUUGAGACCUGGCAGCCCCCGCUGUCUGGAGUGGAGCAGGGUGACCUCCCCACUGCCAUCCCCUGACACCCCCCAUGUCAGGACUGAGACCCAGAGCAGACGGCCAGAGUGGAAGUAAAUAAGGACUUAAAUGUCAUCUGACCCUUUUUCAGCUUCUAGAGCCAACUCAAAGUAGUCCUUAUCUGUGCAACAGAUGCAGGUCCUGCUGUGGUCUGGCUUUGAAGCCGUCCUCCUCCCAUUGGGGUGGACCUGACAGCAACGAGGCUGCUGGGAAGAGUCAGAUCACAGCUUGGACGUCUCGGGAGACGGACACAGGGUGGUGUCAUGCCUAAAGGCCGCAGGAGACACGUUCAGGGUCCCGGACUUCCAGGGUCCCGGACUUUCCCGUGACAGUCUCUUCAGCAAAUGGUGUUGGGAAAACUGGACAGCAGCAUGUAAAUCAAGCGAGAACACUCCCUUACACCAUACACAAAAAUAAACUCAAAAUGGAUCAAAGACUUAAACAUAAGACAAGAUACAAUAAACCUCCUAGAAGAAAAUAUAGGCAAAACAUUAUCUGACAUACAUCUUAAAAAUGUUCUCCUAGGGCAGUCUACCCAAGCAAUAGAAAUAAAGGCAAGAAUAAACAAAUGGGACCUAAUGAAACUUACAAGCUUCUGCACAGCAAAGGAAACCAUAAGUAAAACAAAAUGACAACCUAUGUAAUGGGAGAAAAUAUUUGCAAACAAUGAAACCGACAAAGGCUUGAUCUCCAGAAUAUAUAAGCAGCUCAUACAACGUAAUAAGAAACAAACAACCCAACCCAAAAUAAAAGACCUAAACAAGCAAUUCUCCAAGGAAGACAUACAAAUGAUCAAUAGGCACAUGAAAAAAUGCUCCAUAUCACUAAUUAUCAAAGAAAUGCAAAUCAAAACUACAAUGAGGUAUCACCUCACACCAGUCAGAAUGGCCAUCAUUCUAAAGUCCACAAAUGAUAAAUGCUGGAGAGGGUGUGGAGAAAAGGGAACCCUCCUACACUGCUGGUGGGAAUGCAGUUUGGUGCAGCCACUGUGGAAAACAGUAUGGAGAUUUCUCGAAAGACUAGGAAUAGAUUUACCACAUGACCCAGGAAUCCCACUCCUGGUCAUAUAUCCAGAAGAAACCCUACUUCAAAAAGACACCUGCACCCCAAUGUUCACAGCAGCACUAUUUACAAUAGCCAAGACAUGGAGACAGCCUAAAUGUCCAUCAACAGAUGACUGGUUAAAGAAGAUGUAGUAUAUUUGUACAAUGGAAUACUAUUCAGCCAUAAAAACUGCCAUUUACAGCAACAUGGAUGUUCCUAGAGAAUGUCAUUCUAAGUGAAGUAAGCCAGAAGGAGAAAGAAAAACACCAUAGGAGAUUGCAGCACCAUGACUCUGAUGGUGCAGGGAUCAGUGGUUUGUAGAAAAACAUGAAUACCUAUGACCUCAAGUUGGAAAAUGACUUAAAUGAGUCAGACGUGGUGCAGAAGUUUAGGGGUAUCUCAAUCACUUUAUUUUCAUUCAUUCAUUCAUUCAUUUGUAUUUCAUUUCCGUGUAUGCACAGGAGUGAUUUUUGAUAAAAACCCAUGUCUAACAAAGUCAAAAAAUCUUUAAUAGAAGAUAAAAAAAAGAUUUAAUAGGAUAAAAAAUUUUUAUAAAUAAAGUGAUUAAAAAACA
Molecule: messenger RNA, 4052 nt
Organism: Camelus dromedarius (Arabian camel)
Lineage: Eukaryota; Metazoa; Chordata; Mammalia; Artiodactyla; Camelidae
Gene: NUDT16
Product: nudix hydrolase 16
Exons: 5
Coding region: 53-640 (195 amino acids)
Biological process (GO): mRNA catabolic process; sno(s)RNA catabolic process
Cellular component (GO): nucleus
Molecular function (GO): phosphodiesterase decapping endonuclease activity; snoRNA binding
Source: RefSeq, a predicted model, not a curated record